AACGUUGAAGGGUCUACUUUCUCUGUCAAGUGGACUUUCUUUAUUUCUAUUUUCACUGAUGCAAGUUGAAAAGUAGUCUCCGAUAUUAACUAUAAAUAAGAGAGCAGAUAUGCGGGUAAUUACCCACAGUAAUCGGUGCUGCCCUUUUACCUGACAACUCACUGAGUCUAACUCACAUCCUGUCUCCGCGGGAUUAUGUUGCCGUGCUGGUUGUAACUCUCUGCAUCGUAGCGAGCCAAUCACAAGGAACUCCUCUGGCAAUGUUACUCAUUCGCUAAUAUUAUCGUCUCAAAGUUUGUGUAUGGUAUUUCUCAUAUCAUCUCAUACGAAACCUGUCACUGAAAUCGCUUGCGCCUUAUUGACUGAACAUAUUACAUGUCAUGUGGUCUUGAUGUGUCCUGUCACCUACUCCUGCUUGAGCAGACACCAGCACUAUCGCUAAGGCACUGUGGACAUAUGUAUUUCCACCAGCCAAUGAUCCAACUGAAAGGAAUGUGCAGGUCAUUUCGCGUGAUUGCUUUUGUUUGUUUUAGUUUUUGAUGUCCGUCACCGGAUUUAACCUCAUCAAAGGACUAAUUGGCAGCUCCGUUUCACUUUCAAACGUUUCCGAAAUAAAUUGAAUAACGGAAUUACCGUGCUGCCGUCCCCGGAAGGAUUGCAGAACGAGAUGCGUGUCAGUGGAUACUUCACCGCGUCUUGGAAGUCUCUGACUGUGAUGUCGUUCAGACUGCUCUUCCUUCUCCCUGCAGGUUUGCCCGUCCACAGCCAAGGGGAUUCCCAGUCCGAUAAUAAAGUGAUGGACAAUAUUACCGUCAGGCAAGGAGAUACAGUGUCUCUCAGCUGCGGGCAGGGAGACCUGGUGACACACUCGGCGUGGCUGAACCGAUCGAGUAUAAUGUACGCCGGGGAGGACAAGUGGUCCGUGGACUCACGCGUCAGUCUGGUCACCCUCAACCAGGACGAGUUCACCAUCAAGAUUGAGAACGUGGACAUGACAGACGAAGGCCAGUACGUAUGUGCCGUGCAGACGCGCAGCAAGGCAACAACAACAUCUGUUCACGUCAUUGUUCAAGUACCUCCAAAGAUCACAAGCUUGUCCAAGGACCUCGUGGUCAACGAAGGCUCCAAUGUUAGCCUGAUCUGCGCCGCCAGUGGAAAGCCAGAUCCGAGCGUUAGCUGGAAGAUCAUCUCCCCAUCAGCCCAGAGUCUUCCAUCAGAGGACGAGUACCUGGAGAUCCAGUCCGUCUCGAGACAGAGGGCUGGGACAUACGAGUGUACGGCCAUAAACGACGUGGCCACAGACAUCCAGACGGUGGAGUUAACAGUCAACUAUGCUCCUAGCGUGUCCGAGGGCAAAGACGUGGGUGUGACCCUGGGUCAGCAAGGUGUUCUGCAGUGCGAAGCAGACGCCGUGCCAUCGGCUGAUUUUGAGUGGUACCGAGACGACAGAAGAAUCUUCAAUAGCUUUGACGGUAUUGAGAUUGAAGACAGUGGAGCUCUUUCAAAGCUGACUUUUUUCAACGUCUCGGAGGGCGACUAUGGCAACUACACUUGUGUUGCCAUGAACAAGCUUGGCAGCGCGAACACAAGCAUUGUACUGUUUGUGGUAAUUGAGCCCACCAGCUCAACCCUAUUGCAAGAAACAACCUCAACUGUUUUAGAACAGACUGGCUCUGAAAGCCAUACAGAGUCGGAAGGACCCGAUGCAGUUCAGGACGGGAACAGCGCAGCCAGGGCGGCCCUCACAUCGACCUGCCUGCUGGUCCUCGUUGCUCUACAGCUUCUCCUCAAGUUUUGAUGCCACACGGAGUGUAUUUCCCAAGGGGCAGUAAUUAUGCGUUAAUGCGUGUUUUUUUUCUAACCCCGAUACAGCAUCUGUUGCAGUGGUUGUGCAGGGAGAGGGAGAGAGCGAUUCGGCCACCCAAUUAAAAAUUUUAACGGAAGUGAUAUGCAGUGAAAUUGUUAGUUUUUGGUUCAAUAAUUCCCUCGUGUUCUGUUGUUUUGCCCCUUUUUGAAAUCUGUAAUCUUAUGGAAGUAUUUGUUUGCUCUAUAACUAAAGUUUAAAACAAGGUUUUUUGCAUAAUUUCAUGUAUAAAAUGACCAAGAACUGGUCAACUGGCAAAGGAACAAAAGGAUUUAAUCCCGAAAGUUUAACUUGUCAUUGCACCAAACAGUUUGUACUGUACGUCUUAACAAUCAUUCUAAGAUAUUUAGAAUGUAGAACGGAGUUGAUUGAGUUUUACCAAUAGGGUUUGUAAAUUAUUACACAUUAAUUUUAAUUGUGCUAUAGUUUUAGCAUUGGGCAUCAUGCAUUUUUUUGUAAUUCUUAAUAACUGGCUGUAGUCAGUUUGCCCAUUGCAACUAAAACGGAUUACCUAAAGUGUGGCACCUCGAGAUACUGCAGUGAUAACAUAUCGUGCAUGAAAAGGCUGAAAAUAUUUUGUUGGCAGGAAGUACAUUUAACGUGUAUUUUCUUGUAAAUUAUUGCAAGAGGGUUUUUAUGUUUUGUUUUCUUUCUCUGUUAUCAUGGUGGAACAUUAUUUUACAAUGUAUUUAAGGUCAGCGUGUGCAUAGACCCCUAGUUCACAAAGAACUAACUACUGUCAUCUCAGGGCUUUGGGAUCAGGUCCAUUCCAAGAGUAACAUACUGUAUUUUUUUUUCAUUAUGUGGAUCCCUCAAGCCUAGCCCAAAGAAUUAGAAGUUAAUAGAUAACUUAAUACUGUAUAGUACCACUGAGGGGCAGAUGUAAUAUCACGUUAGUGCCCGUGUUAGGCGUAAUUUUUUUUGCAUCGUGCGUCGCUAAAUAUGGCAUGGUAUGUACAAACGGAGUCUUGGGCAAAAUGAUGGGAGAAGAAGCACAAGGAGUGACUUGUUACAUUAGAUUACAUGACAUUACAUAUUCAGUUGUAUGUAUGAACACUGCGUGGGGGGGGGGGGGGGCUGUUUUGUGGUGAAAUUCUCCCCCCUUUAAAAGCAGGUGUAGUCCAGAUUGCACAUAAGAUGUGUGAAUAGCAGAAACUUCCAGAAACAAUGAAAGUCGUAUUCUGAGCACCACUCUUACUCAUUUGUACCAUGUUCAAAGCAACCUUUACUUUUGUUUGCCUUGUUAUGUAUUGCUAUCUCUUUUUCACUUCAUCUACUUCCCUACGUGUAGAUGCCUACUACACUAUUGACUUUGUUUGGUGUAGCCGUACAAAUGAUCAGGGCAGGUUUUCCUCAAGCCUUCUGUAUUCUACACCAUUCAUAGAUUGUACCUUAGUGUGUACUGUAAUGUUUUAAGGUGUUGCCCAGAACGUAAACUUUCUCUAAGAGAUACUCUCCUGAGGUUGGUCUAGAUCACUCUUAACUAUACCUUGACACAGUUAAGUAAAACAAAUGUUUUAGAGCCUAAAAAUGUUGUGUCUGGACGCACUGAUUGCAAUCUAAGAUCAACAUAUGUGUUGCAUUACAUUUUGUGCUUCACUUGCGAUUGCAAAUCUCUGAAUAACAUCUAGCCAACAGACGUCCUUAUAUGGAAACUUAAAAAAAAAAGAAUUGACUUGCAUAGUAUUUCUUCUUUCUAACAUCUAACAUAAUCACCUGCACUCCAAUUUGAGUUAUGCCCAUCAUACUCAUCUCGUGCAUGCUCAAGCCUAUGUGAAUGACAAUAAUUGAUGCCAGAAACAUGGAUUCGACAUGGACAAGGUGUACAUAGGAAGGUUUCUCUAAGAGGAACUCCUAAGAGAUGGUUUGGGAAACAUGCAUAGAAAAGUAAACAACUUUAGUAAGGUAUACCUUUCAAGACAUCGUAAAAUGCUAAGAGACACCAUUGUAGGGAACCUAGCCCAGUGAGUAUUUCUUUGCUUAUUUGAGUGGUGUAGAAUUACUGCCCUGUAUUAUCUCUCUGUUUGAUGACAUAUUAUUAACAUGUAUAUCUAUUUCCUGAUCGCUAAACCUUCGAUUCCUUUUAAUGUCGUUUCGGCGGUUCCAUGAGUCCAUUCAGUUGCCCCCAUGAUUGAAUGAUACCACAAGUUAUAGUUAGAGGGCGGUGACAUGCAUUGAUUACGGUAUCAGCCACAGGUUUAGUACAUUCAACGUGAAAUGAAAAGAUGAAUAACGUACGCUUUCUGCGGACUGGCCAAGUCGCUAUUUGUGCUGCACUCUCUAACGUACGUAUAUCUGCCCCUCAGUAUUUCACAUUAAUGCACACUGUAACAUACGAUAAUGUCUCUUUCAGUUGACCAUAUUUAUAUGAGUUUUUUUUUCUGAAAAAAAAAAACAGUGCAGCAUAUGUCAUCUAAGCCCAAUUAAAAUUGUGCAAAAAUAUGCAAGACUUCUGGGCACAUUUUAAGAUGCAUCUUGUACCAUUGUAAUGCAACAGAAAUGUUUAGGUUCGGUUCUCGUUCCUCUGUUUGAAGUUGAGUAAUGCAUUUCUAUUUACAUGUUACAGUUCAGUUGAUAAAGUUGAUGCACAGUAUGUCACAUCAUAAACAUCUCACAUGUUCUAGAAGGCUAAGGGACGGGGGUCUUUUAGACCAAGUAGACCACAAAUGCUACUGAAACCUAUGGCUUACUGGAUUGACUUCAAUUCGAAGAGGUGUGUUUUUACAAUAUAUAGAAAGCAGACACUCCAUUUGUCACCACUUAAACUACACACCACAUUUUUUUCACAAGUAUUCAUCACGUAUCCAUCAAGUAUUUAUCAGUAAAAGGUCUUAAAUCAAACAAUCAUUCCUGACAACAAAAUGAAGGACACUACAUUUCUUUCUUGACACAGCUGUUCAGUGAAACGUCUAGUCAUUCCAAGCACAAACAUCCUGGCAGUGCCACUCACUGCAAUGGCACCUUUCAGGGCAUGCAAAUCAGAUGGCACAUAGAUUAGCACACGAACAUGCUAGCGCUACUAUAAUACUGAUCUGAUGCACUAGCAUUCAUCCAGCCGUUUAUCUCGCCAUGGGAAUGCUUGUACCAUAUGUACGUCAGAUGCAUACAACACAGAGAAUUAAAAACUAACUCAUUUGAGAUGUGUUAACUGUGCCCACGAUAAAGACCUCCCCAAGGCCAUUUGCAAUUGGGGGAAAAGUAGUUUGAAUGACAGUGUCCCCUGUCUCUAAAUAUCACACGGAGGCAUAAUCUUAGGAGUUGACAGACCCAUGGGCUCCCAGACACAUUCAUGAAGGUAAAUUUGAUCUGGUUGUUUGUACAAAAAAUCUACCAAAAGCCGCAAUUAUAUGUGAAGGAUGAGGUGUUGGAGUGAUAAAUCCCUGUGGUGUUUGCCGACAAAAACCGAGUGCGGAUUACUAGCGGAGAGGACGAGACACCAGACAGGCUGCACCUGAUAGUCCUUGGGAAUCCUGCCCUCUUUAUGUUCAGACCAGAUGUGCAUAGUAGUGUUAACUUUUAUGUAAAGGAUAUGUGAAGUGAAAUAAUGUUGUGAAAAGGGAAAUAUACAACAAAGAGAGUUUUUACACUUUUGACAGUACUUCUCCGACUAAGAGACUCGGAGUCUGUCGCCUCACACCUCAUUGAGAGCUAGAUCGGUCUGCUUUAGUAGCACACGGCCAUUUUAAACGGCAUCGACUUCACCAUAGCUCAUUUUAAGGGUAUGAACAGCACACCUCUUCAAGAUACAUAUACAUGGGGGGGAAAGGCUUACUAAUAAAGUCCCCCUUUGCAUAUUUUCCAAAGUGAAGAUAUUUGAUUCCCUGUUAUGUAAAAUGAUUGUUGUUUCAUGUUUUUCUCUAUGAAAACUGUGUGUUCAUAUUUAAGACUGACAACAAUAAAAUGUUCUAUCUA
This is a messenger RNA of Clupea harengus (Atlantic herring), 5776 nucleotides long. RefSeq names its product neurotrimin (gene ntm). NCBI's taxonomy places the organism in Eukaryota, Metazoa, Chordata, Actinopteri, Clupeiformes, Clupeidae. The record is from RefSeq and is a predicted model, not a curated record.